GCAGAUCUGUAGGUUGUUGUGGAUUCGUAUAUUUUAAGUAUAUUUUUAAGUGCUUGGAUCAACAACUGAACUUCCAGGUGCGUGUAUGAUGGAUUCAAACCCUAACGUGUUAGGGCUGGAGGACCAGAAUAGAACUGCUUCCUCCUGUUCCUCUGGCUGUAGGGAGACAAGUCAGGCUGCAGUGACCUCAGGAUCCAGAGUCAGUGGAGAGCAGCGUCCUCAGAAACCCAGCAAACAGCGCUCCCAACAGGGCUUCAGUGCACUACAGAAACUGUCUGCUGAAGAACGGAGGAUCGUGAAUGAAUGUCUACAUGGUGUGAUUAGUUUGGAGGACCUGAGUCACGCCUCAGAUGGCAUCAUCGACUGGGUGUUGACUGUCACCACUGAAGUUCUCCUCCCUGCCAUCUCCCUGUGCAAAGCUCUGAGAAGCAGAUCCUCCUCUAGCACUAAGCAGGAUCCACAGAGAAGGUCCCCAUCAGAGGGCUCGCUGCUACAGGCCCCAUCAAUAUCAACAUCAACACCUCCACACUCUGGUGCCUCCCCAAUGAGACUGAGAAUCAUCCCCAAAAUGUCCAGCUUCCUCACAGGCCAGGGUGAUGCUACUGGUCACCUUCUGGGGGGGCGGCCCCUUGGAUCCCUGUUAGGUGGAGAGGUGAGGACGGAUGCUGAGUUAGAACACAUGGCCAGCAGGGUGGUGGCUGUGGUUCUACAAGGGGUCUGGACUAUGACAUCAGUAGACACUAGCGACCCUGAGAUGGGGGCUCUUCUCUCAGGCAUUCUCAAGAACAUCCCCAUGGUGUUGAAUCCUGCUGUAGCUGCAGAUAGAGAAAGCUCUGACAGUCAGAGUCCCUUGGAGACAGUUGACAUUGGGCAGAGAAUCAACCCAGGGUUUUUCCUCUCAGACGAGCACAUCAGCCGUAUUUGCUCAGACACGGUGACCAGCGCGUACAGCAACACCAGGUUCUCUGUAUUGGAGGACAAGUCUCUAGGCUUCACUGAUGACAGAACACUGUCUCCUCCAUCACCGCUGUGUCAGAAGUCCCAGUGCUGCCUGACCGCUGGGGAAGAGACAGGCAGGUCUCCCUCUCUCUCUGAGCAGCACAGCAUCACCUCCCUCCAGGGAAGACAGUCAUGUUCCUCACACUGCAGACAGACUUCAGGGCAGAGUGCUGCCUCCCUCUCUGGUAGUCAGAGUCCAGACGAGCUCCUCACUCCUGAGGUGAAGCAGAGGAUUAUCAUGGCUGUGGAGGAGAUCAUCACAGAGGGCGGUGAGGACUUAGCCUCUGGAUCCACAGAGCUGUGUGAAGCUGUGUCACCAGGCUCUCGCCGCUUCACUUCCACUACCAGCCUGGCAGCCAGCAACAUUUUGUCUGUUGUUCUGCACGGCCUAAAGGACACCAUCGGUGCUGUUCAGUCCAAAGAGGUCGCCAGGUCAGAGUUGGAAAAGACUAUCAGCCAAAGCCUGGUCAACUCUGUGAAGGUGACCCUGAAGAGUCUGCUGAUGCUGGAUGCUCAGGUUUCUGUGGUGCAGGGAGACAACUCCACCCUGAAGACCUCAGAGCAGAUCCCACAUGGAACCAUGGAGACCCCAGAGCUGAUCCCAGCUGUAACCAUGGAGACCUCAGAGCUGAUCCCAGACAGAACCAUGGAGCCUCCAGGAUAUUCCUCAGACAUAGCUGUGGAUAAGAACCACAUCUCCCUCCAAGGUGAUGAGGACAUCGCUUAUGAGGCCAGCAUAACCGCCACCUCUAUCUUCUCCUCCAUCGUGGAUCUGGUGAAUCCCAUGAAGGACAGAAGGUCCACCUCAUCCAGGGGAGGCUCUCAGUAUCAGUGCCCCAUGCGUGCCUUCCUGGACUCCAAGGACCUAGCAGGGUUCCUUCGCAGCCCUAACCUCCGCCGCUUCUCUGAGCAACUGAUCUUGCACGUGGUGCGACUGAUCCUGGAGUCCAAAAUGGCGAAGACGAUGUCAGUAAGAAAGUGUUUCUCAGACAUGACAGUCACCAACCUGAGUGGAGGCUUUGACCUGUUCACAAAGUUCUGUACUGAGCUCCUCUACAGCUUUGUGGAGGGGCGGUCAAGAACCUUCUGGAGACUUUCCUGA
Molecule: messenger RNA, 2101 nt
Organism: Coregonus clupeaformis (lake whitefish)
Lineage: Eukaryota; Metazoa; Chordata; Actinopteri; Salmoniformes; Salmonidae
Exons: 5
Coding region: 86-2101 (671 amino acids)
Source: RefSeq, a predicted model, not a curated record